Messenger RNA from Gordionus sp. m RMFG-2023, 2700 nucleotides. RefSeq lists its product as uncharacterized. Bases 45 to 2624 code for a protein of 859 amino acids. The transcript is spliced from 10 exons. The record is from RefSeq and is a predicted model, not a curated record. Lineage: Eukaryota; Metazoa; Nematomorpha; Gordioida; Chordodea; Parachordodidae.
UAUUUUGUGUUUUACACAAUAAUCGGUAGAGUUUUAUUCCAUUCAUGUAUAAUCGGCUGAGAUUCUCAAAAAUCUUGAUAGUUUUCAAAAUGGCGGCCAUAAUUUACUAUUCAUUGUAUGGCGCGAAAAUAUCUGCAUUUCCCGGCAACUCCAGAUAUUCCAAAAAAUAUUUUGAGGCGGCAUUUCAAGGUGACUGCCUGAGUGAAAAUAAUUUGUGUUCUCAAAUCUGUUUAGACGUUGAUAAGGGAAUCUUUGAAUGUGACUGUUUUGUUGGUUACGAUUUAGCGGAAGAUGGAUACUUCUGCAAAGAUAUGUCUAAUUCCAUCGCGAAAGAUGUAACCCAACAUGAAAUGCAUCUAUCCAAAAAUGAUAUUCACGGCUCAUCCACUACUACAAACAAGGCAUCUAUGAAUACAGCUGGUUUUAUCACCCCGAUAAAAAUUAUUCCAUUCCCUGUAUCGUCUAACAUCCGUUCCUCGAUGAGUCAAAGACCAUCGUUCUCCAAAAUGAUUGGAUCAAGAAGGAGCGUCGCAAAAUACGGGGGUAAAAAUAACGACAUAAAAUUUCCCGAAAAAUUAUUGCACCACGAAAUAAUAAACACAAUCGGGGAACAAAAUAGUAGUAGUAAUGAUGUUAAUAAUCGAUAUUCCCCGUCAUUUUCCCAUUUUUUAUCGACCAAAAUACCCUUUUUAAUACAUCACCAUUCAAAAUAUAAUCGCGAUAAUUAUAAUAAUAAUAAUUAUAAUGAUGGAGGGGGGAAAAAAUCGAAAACUACGGGGAGAGGCAUGGUAGAGUGGCCACAAAUGGGUGUUAUUAUUAAUGAUGAACAUCGAAAUACCACGCUAGACGUGGAAGGGAAUAAUAGGAAAAAAAAUGAUAAUUAUGUAUACGACGAUUUUUACUAUGGUAAAAUAGAACAAAAUAAAUUUGACGAUGAUGAUGAAGACAUUGUUCGAAAGAAUGAUAAGGAGAUAAGUGGCGAUAAAAUGAUAAUGGAGGAUUAUUUGACCAGUCGAGAAAAUAUUUAUCGAUUGGAAGAUGAAAUUUGUAACGUUUGCCUUAAUAAUAAUAAUAAUGUUAAUAAUAAAAAUAAUAAUAAUAAUGAUGAAAGCCGAAAGAGAAAUAAUCUUAAUGAAAUCUUGACUUUAGCCGACGCGAACGAAGGAGACAAUGUUACGUUGUUGUGCCCUCCCUCGGGAAAAGAUUUCCUUUUCCGGUCCAAACCUGCAUAUCAACAAUUAGGCGGAAAAUUUCCGAUGUCAGGGAAAAAAUAUUUUUCAGUUUUUACCUUUCGGUUAGAACUGAUAUUUUGCUACGAGGGUCUCGUCAUGCGAGUUGCCUUCAAGGAUGAAUGUUCUAGGAAAAAGUCUGGAUCUCGAAUUCUAAAACGGAUGAAACGUAGGAGGCGGCAUUGCAAUGAUGGACGAUAUCUUUUAUUGUUGUAUUUGAAGAAUGGAAAAUUAAAAUGCGCUAUAUUUAAUACCACCCUUGAUUCGCGUUUAAUCGAAGAAAUAAACUCUCAGGUCCAAUUGGCGCGAAAUGUUUGGCACAAUAUAACGGUUAACAUUGAUAAAAAGGGAAUUAAACUGGUGAUGAGCGAAGGGAUUUAUAGUUCCACGACAAAAUCUAGGUAUGAUGUAAUAAGUUCCUCCAUUUUCUACUCACGUUUAAAAGACCUGAUAAUUGACGAAAUUCAAUUGGGCGGAUUACCUAAAUCUCGAACGCAUUUUGACCUAAAAAAUUAUGACGAUUAUAAAUAUGUUAAACGAGGAAUCCGGGGAUGUAUAAGAAAGGUACGGGUUCAAGAUCAAUUAACACCCUUAAUCUAUUCUUUAAAGGGUGGUAUAUGUGGUAAACCAGAGCUGGACCACAUAUCUCAUGAUUACAAAUCGUACGAAGAGGUGCCAUACUUCAAUGGAGUAGAUAGCUAUAUUCAAUUUUCGUACCCGUUCGACAAAAUUCUCAAAAUACAAUCGAAACAGAAAAGUUCCAACAUGCUAUCCCUACAUUUUAUAGCGCACGAUCCUAACGGUAUAUUGGUCUGUUUUCUAUCCAAGAGUGGGUUGGGUGUAAAUCAACUAAUUAUACUAGCCAUUUUCGACGCCAGCUUUAAAUUGAUCGUUGGAAUAGAAAAUUACUUUUACGUUUCCAAACUAAAACACCGUCAAUUAGCUUUGGGCAUUCCACAUUCCCUCAUAUUGAAUAAUGAUGAAAGAUCCAACACGGGAACGGUAAUAAUCUUGGACAAUGACGCUAUAUAUCAAACUUACACCGUACCUAGGAUUGCUUUAACAGAUUACACCGUUCAUUUAGGUGGAUUAGAUGAAGCAACUUUCGGCAAAAACGCGGAUCCCGACAAACGGUACCUACCAGAAUGGGCAUUUCAUUACAAAUUCAAGGGUUGUAUUAGGAAACUGACGAUAAACGAUUUCGAGCUCAUACCCGGAAACCGAAAAAGGAAAUCAGACCUCGAAGAUCUUGGGCGAAAUAAUCUUGAAAAAACUCCCCGAACGCCUGAUACCGGAAAUGCGAAUAUCUCAAAUUAUACCACGCGCAUAAAUGACGACGAUAUCGAUGUUAUAAAAUAUGUUUCCAAAAAUGUUACGAAUUGCGCAAAGCGCUAGAUAUGUUUUUAAUUAUAAAGGAGCGUUCAAUUAAUUUUAUUUUUCAUCAAUAAAAUUAGAUUAUUUUUUUAAUUGU